Triticum aestivum (bread wheat) is the source of this 1825-nucleotide messenger RNA. RefSeq lists its product as uncharacterized. The coding region runs from base 446 to 1501 and encodes 351 amino acids. The record is from RefSeq and is a predicted model, not a curated record. Lineage: Eukaryota; Viridiplantae; Streptophyta; Magnoliopsida; Poales; Poaceae. The transcript is spliced from 2 exons.
CCCCUGGUAGACGGUCGCCGAUUAACAUUUCCCAAAAGAAAAGCAAACCUAGUGCCCGCACGAGCUCGGGGAGGAGCCAAGCUCUCCGGCCGGUGCGCCAUGGGAAUGGCCAAGCUCUCCGGCCGGUCCGCGAGCCUCCGUGCGGCGCCGGCCUCCUCCCACGAGCGCAGCAGCUCCGCCUGGAUCUGGGGAGGGGGUCGUGGGUUGUGUGCUGGCCGAUGGGGCGCGGCCACGGGGGGCGCCGCCGGUGUGGAUCAGACGGAGGCCGUGGGUUUCGCCAGAGAUGAGAUGAGGUGAGGCCCGUUACGUUCUCCGGCGCCGCCUGUCUCCUCCCCGGAACCAACUCCGACUCCGAAACAGACUCGUGCUCCCGUCUACACAAACGCUCUCGCGCGCCCCGCCCCGCCCCGCCUGUCUCCUUCCCGUCCGCGAUUUGGUUUCGAGGAUGUCUAAGCGACGACGCCGGGGCGAGGAGGGUGAGGCCCGCUGCCAUGACCGCAGCGGCAACAAGCACAAGAGCCUCUAUCUGGUUCUAGACGACUGGCACAGGGGCUUCACCAUCCGCAAGCUUGACGCUGGCAGCCCUGACCUAAGCACCCCCCCUGUCGUCCGGCUAGUGUCACCUGCGCGUAACCUUCCCAUGGACUUUGCAGCACUGGGCGGCAACAUCAUAGCCACCAGCAACCAAUAUGCUGCCACCGUGGUUUUCGACACGGAAACUGCCGCUCUGGCCAUGGGCAAUCCCCUCCCUGAUUCACUCCUCGAUGCGGCAAACUACUUUCUCACCGCCGGCGACGCGCUGUUUGCGUUCGCCUACUACUUCAUGAGGCGGCCUCAGUCCUUUCACGUCCUGACCACCACCAAGGACGACAUGAACAAUUUGUGCCCAAGCACUGACAGGUCCUGGAAAAGCAUGCCGGCACCCUUCACCAAGGAUGAAAAGAUCAACUCCUACGCCCUUCACCCGGACGGGCACACCAUAUUUGUGUCUUCGUACACCAGCGAUGUCAUCGCUGGCACCUUCUCCUUUGACACCAAGAACCGUGAGUGGAGGCGCCAUGGGGAUUGGAUGCUCCCUUUCGAACUUGAAGGCUACUUCGACGCCGAGCUAGAUGCAUGGGUUGGGCUACACCCAGAUGGCUACAUCUGCUCCUGCCAAGUUCCCUCCCUCGGCAGCAGCAGCAGCACACUGCAGCAGCCCAAAUGGAAGAUGGCCAAGGAGCACAAGAUGUGGAACCCAUGGCAUCAGUUGGCUAGAGGGCGAGGACCUACUCUCACCUACAUGGGCAACUCCAGGUUUUUCCUUGUUGAUUGCGUGGCGGCCGAUGGUUUAGAGUUCCAGGAUGCUUUUGGUGACUCUUGUGGCUGCGUGCUCAGCAUGACCACGUUUCGUCUCAGCUACAAUCGUGAGGGAAAUCUGAAAAUCAAAGACAGGAAGACUACCUCUUGUCGCGUGUCUAAGCAACUCUCGACCUUCUCCCCCGUGGCCUUCUGGAUGUAGCUACAGCCAAGGAAACUGCUCAUGCUGCUUUUAAUUUAUUUAGCUGUAUGUAAUGCAUACUAGUUAUGUUCAUCGUCCUAUCUGUAAAUUACUCCCUCCAUUUUUCUAUAUACAAGGCCACUUUGUAAAUUGGGUCCAACCCUGACCAUCGAUUUGAGCAACAAAAUAUAUGUUAUAGGCCACACAAAGCAUAGGCAUAUAACAUAUAUUUUGUUGCUCAUAUUGAUGAUCAAAGUUAAACCCAAAUUAUGAAAUGGCCUUGUAUAGAAAAAGAGAGGGAGUAUGAUUUGAAUCAAUAAAAAGCAAACCGGUUAUUGUGUGGAA